AGUCAUAUGUCUGCUUACUUUUUUCUAGGCAUUUCUAUAUUGAACGUUUUGUUUUGUUUUGGUGAAUCCACGUGCCAUGGAGCGAGAUGGAGAUGAGAAUCAAGCCAUCAAAAUUGAUGCCAGUGAAGAGAAACCAUUUCUGAGCUUCUUUGCGAAAUUGCCAGAGAAACCAGCCACAACCAUCAGGAUUUUCGAUCACGAUGAUUAUUACACGUGUCAUGGAGCAGAUGCUGUUUUUGCAGCGAAUGAGUUGUUUCAUUCGAAAGCUGUUUUGAAAUUUAUGGGAUCGGGAGGUAAGAAAGUGGAGUAUGUUACCAUGAGCAAGACCAACUUCGAAGCAUUUCUCCGAGACCUGCUCCUGGUUCGACAAUAUCGCGUGGAAAUGUUUAUCAAUCAUGGAACGAAAAGUAAUCCAAACUGGGAACUUGGUCAUACUGGGUCACCGGGGAACUUGUUCCAAUUUGAGGAUGUCCUGUUUGGUUCCAGCAGUCAGUCGGUGUCUUCGCUUCUUGCUGCGAUAAAAUUCGGCCAGGAUCAGGGUCAAAAGACCGUUGGACUUGCUGUAUUGGAUCCUGGAGCUCGGCAUAUUUUCGUGAAGGAAUUUCCGGACAAUGAAACCUUUUCAGCUUUAGAAGCAGUUCUGGUUCAAAUUGACCCGAAAGAAUGUCUCAUUCCUGUGGAGAAUGCAGGGAAAGCUGCUGAAUCCACGUCCAAAGCUUCGCCUGGGACAAGUGUUUCAGGAAUCGUGGAAAGAGCUGGAAUUUUGGUCAGCUCUCUGCCGAAAGCAGAUUUUUCUUCCAAGGACGUCGUUCAGGACCUCUCAAGGUUGCUAAAGUUCAAGAAAGGCACUUUGGCGGAUGCAGCCGUUAUUCCAGAGACUCAAAAGCUGUUUGCUAUGGGAGCUUUGGCCGGAAUAAUCAAAUUCUUGAAGCUGAUGUCAGAUGAAAGCAACUUCAGCACUUACAAGAUCCAGGAGUUGAAUUCUUCCACUUGGAUGCGAUUAGACGCUGCUGCUGUGAAAGCCUUGAAUGUACUGCCCUUGCCCAAUGAAUCAAGUAAAACUGGGUCUUUGCUUGGUAUUCUCAGCAAGUGUAGAACUGCACAAGGCCAGAGGAGAUUGAGGCAAUGGAUCAAGCAGCCAUUGACUGAUGUCAACAAAAUUGAAGAAAGGCUGAAUGUGGUGGAGACAUUCGUGAUGGACACGUCCUUGAAACUGAGUCUGAGAGAAGACAUGCUGCGAAAAUUGCCCGACUUCCAGAGAAUAAAGAAGCGUCUUCUCACGGGUUCAGCCAAUUUGCAAGAUUAUUACCGACUAUACACGAGUCUCAACGGUAUCCCAAGUCUGUUGUCGUCCUUGAGUGCGAAUGAAGGGACGCAUAUUUCCACGAUCGACGCCAUGUUUGUGCAACCCCUGCAACAGCAGUUUGUCGGCACGUCCAAGUUGUUGCAGAUGAUCGAGUUUUCUGUGGAUUUGGACAAGGCUGCCAAUGGGGAAUUCGUCAUCAAAACUGGGGUUGAUGAAGAUCUAGAUGGUCUCCUGGAAGAGCUUUCAAAUUUGGCAGCAGCUAUGAAAGCGGAUUGGGACGUUGUGAUGAAAGAUCUUCAGUUAGACUCCAAAUCGUUGAAGUUGGAAAGCACUGAUCAGUUGGGAUACUUUUAUCGAGUCACCAUGAAAGAUGAAAAGACGUUGAGGAACAACAGCAAGUACAAGAUGAUCGAUGCUAACAAAGCGGGUUUCAGGUUUGCAUCAGGAACUCUGAAGAGGCUGAAUGCCGAGUACAUGACUGCAAAAAAGUCGUACAAUGAACAAGAAGUCACGAUUGUCAAAGAACUCUGCAAAGUUGCUGUGACUUACCUCGACACCAUGCAAGCAAUUAACGACAUCACGGCAGAAUUGGACAUUUUGUGCGCUUUUGCAGCAGCUGCGACAUCAGUGCCAAUCCCGUAUGUUAGGCCGAAGAUACUUCCGGCUUCCGAGGGUCGGAUUUCCUUGGUUAAUGCUCGUCAUCCUUGUCUCGAACUGCAAGAUGGCAUUAGUUUUAUACCCAACAGUGCGGAAUUCCGGCAUGAUGGGAAGAGAUUUUGGAUAAUCACGGGUCCGAAUAUGGGAGGUAAAAGCACGUUUAUUCGAUCGGUGGGCUGUGCUGUUUUAAUGGCACAACUGGGAAGCUUCGUCGCGUGCGACGAAGCCGUGAUUUCGGUGCGUGACGGAAUUUUGGCACGUGUUGGAGCCGGAGACGACGCAACUCGUGGCGUGUCUACUUUUAUGGCUGAAAUGCUGGAUGCUGCUGCCAUCUUGCGGUCUGCGACUGAUAAAUCACUAAUCAUAAUUGAUGAAUUGGGACGUGGCACGUCGACAUACGAUGGAUUCGGGCUGGCUUGGGGCAUCUCAGAGCACAUUGCCCGGAAGCUGGCGUCCUUCUGCUUGUUUGCGACUCAUUUCCACGAGCUGACUGCCCUGGAUGACGAAGUAGAUUGCGUUGGCAACGUCCACGUAUCAGCGGUGACCUCCAAUGACCAACUGACCCUUUUGUACGAGGUCAAACCCGGGGUUUGCGACCAAAGCUUCGGGAUCCACGUUGCGGAAAUGGUCAAAUUUCCUGUGGAAGUGAUCCAGGAUGCCCGGCGGAAACUCGCGCUGCUUGAAGACUUCUCUUCCGACGUUGUCAAAGGAACCGAAUUGGAAGGUUCAACUGCCGAAGCAGCGAAACGAAGGAGGGAAACUAAAGAGGCUGGACGGAAAUUAAUUGCGGACUUCGUGGGUAAAAUGAAGCAAUACAAGAAAGAAGGAAUGUCGGCUGAAGAAGCAUUUUUGAAGAUGCAGGAGAUGAAGAGACUCAUUUUGACGGAGGACAACUUGUAUGUCAAAGAUCUUCUCGCUCGAAACGGCAUCCAGUUGAACUGAAUUUCUUGCGCGUGUGCCAUUUUUCACAAUUUUGAAGUUUCCGUUUUUUUUAUAAGAGCUGGGUUUGAUAAAAGCGUUCGGAAGAUACACUGGUAUUUUCUUGGGAGAUAAUUUGAAGAGAUAGGGAG
This is a messenger RNA of Notodromas monacha, 3033 nucleotides long. The record is from the annotation of a GenBank genome assembly. NCBI's taxonomy places the organism in Eukaryota, Metazoa, Arthropoda, Ostracoda, Podocopida, Cyprididae.